AUGUCUGCAAGCAAUGUACCAGCUGAAUUACUCAUUACCACAUUCCGGUUGUUAGAAAGAAAGGCAUUGCGAGAAUGCAUGUUUGUUUGUAAGACAUGGCAUUCAUUGAUUACCCCAUUGUACUUUGAAGAGAUCCCGCUGCAUGCCGGUACUAUACUUUUAGUCAAACAACUUUUGGGGCUUCCCAGAAAGCAUCAUAAAGAACACUUUCAACGUGGACACUGGGUCAAGAAAUUAAGCAUUCAAUUCGACAAUUUCAGCUCAUACAAGACCAUGAUACCCGGACAAGAUUCCGCUAAGCGCUCAUUCAAGUUAAGACCGAAAGAAUUCGCAACCUUGCUAUCUUAUUUACCCAACCUUCGAGUGUUGGAUGCAACGAGUAGCCACUAUUUCAACUAUUACAUGGAAUGUCUAGCAGAUUCAAAUCAACGGAUCCAAAGAUUGGAACAAAUUCCGUGUGAUAUGCAUGAAAAUUCUUUUUUACCAAACCUUGCAGCAUGUUAUAACUAUCGCCAAUCACUGACUCGUUUAAAAACUGUUUAUAAUGCAUCUAGUUUGUUUUCUUAUACAUACCAGUCGGAGGAUGAUACCUUUAUUUCGUUAUUAUCGGCCUUCAAGCAUUUGACCCAUCUGGAUCUUUAUAACGAGACCUUACAUAGUCGUCUCUCCCCUUUUCAUAUUCUCGGUAUAUGUCCUAAUUUAGUGCGGCUCAAGUAUCAUACCAAAGAGUACCUGCUCGACAAUGAUUUGGUCCGAAGCAAUCUAUCCCGUUCUAAACUUAAACAGCUAGAUAUCACAGCUCCUUCCUUGUCCCCUGCCUAUAUCAAUUACAUUACAACACAUAUGCCCAAGGAUAUGGAGAAUGUAUCCAUUCAAUUGAAAAGCAUUGAUUUCUGUAAUUGGAUAUUGCAACUAGGCGUGCGUACUGCCGAUAAAUUGGCUCGCUUCUUGAGCAAAGUCAAGCAUGUUCGAAUUAUAUGCUCUGUAUCUCAGCAACAGUAUAAACGGGACUCCAAUGGCCUAAAGAUGACCUUGUUCUAUCGGUUCCUGGGUAUUUUGCGAGCUGGCCGAAACAUGUAUUGCACUGGUGCGUAUGAUGAUUUUGACCCCAACGAGACUGAGAUCAAAACAUCAGGCCACCGUCUCGAGUUUCGAUAUGGAUUAGACCACGAGGAUUUUACUCUAAAUGAAGGGGAGAAUGUAGAUCGAUGUGUGUCAGUUUUUACCCCUGACCUUGGAAAGUCCAGUAUCGGACCUGAAAUCAUUAAUCAUUUGGCAUUUACAAUGCGGCGACAAGAGGAUGAAGACAGUUUAUACCAAGCAUUAAAAUAUGCUCUUACCCAAUGUCCUCAUCUGUGUCGGUUUGAAUUGGAGAACAACACACGUCAAAUGUUUGGUGGUGCAGCGCUAAAACCAACGAGGUUUAAUCCAAGGGCGAGCAAGCAUGAUAUAUUAAAGGUGUUCAGAGUGGUGGGUGGUGGAUUGUCCAAUGAGAUGGUUGGUUUACUUAGAAAUCAUUUGCCCGGUGUACAAGAAAUCGUGACCGAAUUCGGCGAUGAAGACGGUAGUGACUGGACAGAAAAAAGUGGGGAAUUGAAUGUCACAAGCUUAUCAAGUUUAAAUAGUCUCACUUUGGACACACGCACUAUGCUUUAUAAUGAUUCUACACUCGCUAAUUUAUCAAUACACUUGGAAUAUAACGGAGAUGACACAUAUUAUACCAUUCAGAAGCAACUGACAGAAAUGAAUACAUACACUCUUGUGCGUACCGAGACUAAACCAUCGAACCCCUUUUCGAUUAAAUGUAACUCAAUUCCAAAUAUCCGCUUUAGUAUAGACAAUGAUAGAUUUUUUGAGUUUGAAGAGGGACAAAUAAUUCGACCAGAAACAUCCAUAAAGUACUGGGGAAGUUUCUUUCAGAGUACUGCAACUCAUUUCUGCUGA
Mucor mucedo is the source of this 1944-nucleotide messenger RNA. RefSeq lists its product as uncharacterized. The transcript has a single exon. Bases 1 to 1944 code for a protein of 647 amino acids. The record is from RefSeq and is a predicted model, not a curated record. NCBI's taxonomy places the organism in Eukaryota, Fungi, Mucoromycota, Mucoromycetes, Mucorales, Mucoraceae. Gene Ontology annotation, molecular function: protein binding.